CCCAAAAUAAAUGUUUUUAUAGUUGUUGAACAGAAACGAUGAUGAUUAGUGCUAAAUGCAAGUACGAUAACGACCUAAUCCGUCAUUUCCUUUAUGGGCAGAGCGUGCUAAACCACGUGUCCAUGUUUACAAAAUCAUAACUGAGGACUGAUCGAGACAUGUAAGGUGUAAUUAUACACGAGUUUUUUUUCAACAGAGAGAGAGAGACGUAGACUGGGGUGACUAAAAAAAAAACAGCGAGCCACAACAACAACAAUGCGGUACGGUGAGAAUGAGUUGGCACGAAUGGCAUACAAUGCCAACAAUCCCGUCAUGCAGGGGAAGUUGUUCUACAAAGGGAUACAGCAGGGAAAGCUACGUCCCGUUAGAGAACAGCUACAAGGACAGGCUUACAGGGAACGAGAGUUCAGGUUACAGGGAAACUUCUUGUUUUAUUACAAAGUCAACGAUGACAAGCGAGCUCUCGAGCCGCUCGGAGCGCUGUGUUUGGAGCGUUACUCUGUGCAGAGAGAGAUAAAUGCCGACAAAGGAUUCCUCUUCUCAAUCGCAUUUCAAGAUGACCGUGACAAGAAGCACUACUUCCUAGCUUCAUCGGGUCAGCUGUGUGACCAAUGGGUGUCGGCCAUUCGAGUUGCAAGCUACGAACAACUCAAAGCUACCCUAAUUAUGCUUCAUCAUAAAAUCAAGAGAUUAAAAGAAAUGGAAAAGCCCAAAGAAAACACACCUAAGCAACAGCAGCAGGUGAAGCCAAGCACAGCACCAUCGAGGGCCCCGCUGCCACGGCCUAAACAACCACCACAACCCAGGAGAACUGCUCCACCACCACCUGCAGCCAAAGGUGCUGCAGCCGCGUGCAGCAGUACUCAAGAAACAGCGGCUGAAGGACUGCUUCUAGACUUCUCUUAACCCUUUCUACACGUAUGAGCAGUUAGGAGACCUGACUCAAGUCCAUAAUAACCCUACAACCAAUCUCUUUCCCAGGGGUGAUCGAUCUCAUUUGCCAUUUUUUCCCAGCAUGCCUUGCUCGAUCAUAACCCCUGGAAG
Molecule: messenger RNA, 1044 nt
Organism: Asterias rubens (European starfish)
Lineage: Eukaryota; Metazoa; Echinodermata; Asteroidea; Forcipulatida; Asteriidae
Product: pleckstrin homology domain-containing family J member 1-like
Exons: 5
Coding region: 256-906 (216 amino acids)
Biological process (GO): receptor recycling; endosome organization; retrograde transport, endosome to Golgi
Cellular component (GO): early endosome; recycling endosome; trans-Golgi network
Source: RefSeq, a predicted model, not a curated record